AAAGACCUCAAACAGGUGGCGCCGCUUCAGGUCCCCAAAGAGGAAACUGAAGAUGUCGAGCCGAUCCAGCUCGGCGACACCGUCCUCUUGAGGAAAACCUCGGCGAACAACAAGGUAACCGUUUACAUGCCAAAAAUCGAGUUUGAAGAUCUUGGAUGUCUCACUGAACCGGUCGAAGGAAUUGUCACGUACGAUGAAACCAAACUGGAACCCGGAGAGAAAGUGUACAUUGCUCUCGUCGGUAGGUUCCGCUACGGUCGCGAAGAAGACGAAAUCCUCGGGAUGUCGCUGUGCAGAGAGAUAUACAUGGGGUAUAUGCCAGUGUGCUCCAUAAAACGUAUGCUCAGCCCCCAAGGGUCAGCGGGCAGCAACGGCAACCCACAAGAUAAAAUCGAGCCGCUUCCGGGUCCUUCGUCGGGAACUCGAUCCGUCGUUCAGUCGCAGAAGUCGCUUAGCGAGGAGCUACUACGUUCGUCGUACUCGAUUCAGUUAUCUCCGUUCCACGAUAAUACAUUGCCGUUCCUCCCGGCCGAGUCGGUGCCUUUCCGCUUCGAGUUUCCGGAAGAUGCCCCGAUUUCGAUGGUGAUGCAACGCCUCACGCCCGAGUCUGGAGACACGUGUGGAGUGAGGUAUUACGUGCGAUGUUAUACUUCACUCGAGGCCGAGGAGCAGCAGACAACCAUCAGUCUUCUGAACUUCCCUAUAAAAAAGGUGCAGUACGCUUCCCUAGCCAGGAGUCUCAUGGACAAUCAGAACGAGGACCUGCCCAAGGGAACGAUCCUGAAGGAAUUUCCCCUUAACGGAGGCACCUUGUCGCUCGGAGCCACUCUCAACAAGUCGCUCUACGAACACGGGGAGGAGAUACGAGUCAAGAUCCAUGUCAAUAACUCAUCGCACAAAACAAUAAAGCACGUCAAGGUUUCGGUGCUACAAGUAGCGGACAUCUGUUUGUUUUCGACCGGCAAGUGGAAGGUUUGCGUAGCUACGACAAACAACCGGAACGAUUGUCCCAUCACCUCGGGGAACUCCAUUGAACAGGAGGUUGUGCUUUUGCCAAAAGUCGGCGACAACAAACACAAGUACGGUGUUUUCGUCCAAAGCCGGAGUGGGCCCGAUCCAGACUGCUUGGCGUCGUCGACGAUUUUUUCUGAGGAGCAGCGAAAGAAUCUUUUCGGAAUCGUGGUCGAUUACGAGGUCAAAGUGAAGCUGUGCCUGGGAACCUUGAGCUCACUAUCUGGUUUUAAAACGUGGAUGUGUAGCGGAGUGAAGGGACUGGUUGACGAGCUGGCUUCGCCGACGUCGAGUCCUACAAAGACAUCUUAUACUCCAGCGGAAAGACGCGGCGAGAUCGCGUGCUUCAUUCCGUUCCAAAUACAUCACUCGGGACCGGCGAGCCUUCCUCUUCCGGGACAGCCGAGUCUGCUACCGAGCAACGGAGAUCUUCGAACGGCCUCUGCAGUUGAGCAGAUGGAGCAGCUGAAUCUGGAACAGCAGCAAUGA
This is a messenger RNA of Galendromus occidentalis (western predatory mite), 1500 nucleotides long. Its product is annotated as phosrestin-2-like. The transcript has 10 exons. Gene Ontology annotation, molecular function: G protein-coupled receptor binding. Gene Ontology annotation, cellular component: cytoplasm. The coding region runs from base 127 to 1500 and encodes 457 amino acids. Lineage: Eukaryota; Metazoa; Arthropoda; Arachnida; Mesostigmata; Phytoseiidae. The record is from RefSeq and is a predicted model, not a curated record. Gene Ontology annotation, biological process: signal transduction; G protein-coupled receptor internalization.